This is a messenger RNA of Cetraspora pellucida, 2385 nucleotides long. The record is from the annotation of a GenBank genome assembly. NCBI's taxonomy places the organism in Eukaryota, Fungi, Glomeromycota, Glomeromycetes, Diversisporales, Gigasporaceae.
AUGACUGAAUUUAAUGAAAAUUCUUCACAAUGGAACAACUUGAAGGAAACAUACGAUGAUUUGUUAAGAAUUUUUAAAGUACCACCGUUGAAAACAGAAUUACAGCGGACAAAUGUAGAGAUUUUUAAUUGUGGUUUAGUCGUUGACCUUAAUAAACUUUUUUCGGAUAUAAACCCUAAAGUUCAAAUCUUCAGAAUUUAUGGUGAUAUAGUUCGGCUCUCAAAUACUUUAGAAAUUCCACCUUUGAAUGGCCGUAGCGUUAUUUUGAUAGCAGCGAGACGAAUUGAAAUUGAACCACGAUGUAAAAUAAUUGUAAAUUAUAAGAAGUCAUUCAGAAUAGUAAUAUACACUUUAGAAAUAACUUCAGAACUUGAAAUUAUUGCAAAAAACCAGCAAAAAAAUAAUACAUGUUUGUUGAAAGAUAUUGAAAACAUUGGUAAAUUAUAUACUGCACCCUAUGACGAGGUCCCUAAAGAUAUAUGUAUAUUUGAUAAUAGUAUACUUAAAAAUCAUUCAUUCCUUAAAAUGUUACGUUACUCUUUACUUAUCGCAAGUGUCUUAUUUUGUGAUAAACUUGAAAUUGCACGAUCAAUCCUUUCUUGGAUUGUUAGAAUAACGAGAGAAUCCGAAGAAUCGAAAGAAUUAUAUGAUUAUGGAUUAACAAUGUUCACACAACAUAAUUCAAAAGAUAAAGGAAAAGAAAAGAAUAUUCAAUUUGUUCCAAAGCUAGACAUGGGCAUUUAUAAAGACCGUAUUAAUGAGUUAGUAAAAUUUGCAAAAUAUCACGAAGAAAGAUAUAUGCAGAUUCUAAAUGAUCAGGAAGAGAUAGAAAUGCUGGAUGUAUCAUUAGCGGAUCGUAGUGAUAUGGUCGAAAUGUAUGAAAUUUUGAACGAUAAGAAAAAAAGUCGUCGUGAAUCAGCGCAUACGGUGAUGAAAUAUAUUGAAAAUGAGCUUCGAAGACGACAAGAAAACAUCAAAAGUGCGUUCAAUGAACUUGAAAAGGGAAUAAAAAAUUGGAUAGAAGAACAACAAUCUGAGGCACAGAAAAAAUUAUUUAUUGCCGUUAUAGAAUUGUCUUUAAGUGUUGGCAAAAUUGUCGUUCAACCCGGUGGCAUAUUCAGCUUUGUUGAUACGAUAAAAAAAGUGACUGAUUUAGUUCAGGAAGCUUUAGCUGGUGUUGAUGUAGAACAAAUUGGAGAAUUGUAUAAGAUAGCUACCGAUGCUGAUAUGAAAGAGAAAUUUAACCAACUUAAAGACUUAGAUAGCCAAGUCGGCAAAAUCCAAGAAAUUAAUAAAGAACUGGAAUAUCAUAUAAAUAAUGCUAAUUACUUAACUAGUGAUACGAAUAAAGAAUAUGGAAAUAUAGUGUCCUUGGAUAUUAAUAGUCUUGCAAAAAGCCUUGAAGCUCAUGAUCAAAAAGGAAUCCUGUUAAGUACCGAAUGGGAAUUAACUAGACGUCGAAUGCCGGUCAAACAAAAGAUUGAAAGUGCUGAAAAAAAUCUAAACUCAUUAGAGAAUUUUUUUAUUUUUAUCGAUGCAUACAUUAAAGCAAAAGUCGAAGAAAUUGAAAGUGAUGAAGAAUUUUUCAUAUCUAAUUUACAAGCAGAAAUGUCAGAAAGAAAAAAAGACCGACUUAAACAAAUGAUUAAAAAUCGCGAUACAAAAAAUUAUGCCGAUAUUAAAUUUCAUUUAAUCGAAAAUUUUAUCAAUGUUAAAUUUUGGAUGAUGAUAUACAUGAAGAAUUAUAUUCGCGCCUACGAAUAUUGGUCACUUUCAAAAUCGAAAAUAGAGCUUUCAGUCCUUAAAAAAUUUCAAGACCAUGAAGAAGAUAUGAAAAAAAUUAGUCACGAGUUAAUGAGAGCUUACGAACAAUUGGGAUGUAAUUCUGAUCUUAAUUGGUCUUCAAUUGAAUUUAAAGAUGAAAAAUACAUUGAAGAAUUUAAACGCAAUCGGUCUGUUAUAAUUGAAAUUCCAUUGAACCACAAGAAAUUAUCAAACUAUGCCUAUACAAAGCUUCACUUAUUUAGAGUGUACUUAGAAGGGGUUGGAUCGGAAAAUGAUAUAAUUAGUCUAUAUGUUAGCAACACAGGUACUUUGGCUAACAGAGAUAAAGAAAAUAAAGAAUAUCAUUUUAGAUCAGAACCUAUUCCAACUACAGAAUUUAGAUACAGAGUACAUUCACCUAUUGAAUUCGAUAAAUUUGAAAAAUAUAUAGAUCAGGAGCAUAAAUAUUGUAAAAUUGGUAAUAAUAAUAUUUAUAUCGUCCCAACACCAUUUUGCCAGUGGAAAAUUAGUAGCCUUCAGACUGAUUUUGAUUUGUCUGGUUUGAAAUCAAUUAUUAUUCAUUUGGCAACCUAUUGCCAUCUAAAAGAUGGCGUUUUAUAA